Messenger RNA from Trematomus bernacchii (emerald rockcod), 3014 nucleotides. RefSeq names its product PR domain containing 11 (gene prdm11). The record is from RefSeq and is a predicted model, not a curated record. The transcript has 5 exons. Bases 152 to 2731 code for a protein of 859 amino acids. Lineage: Eukaryota; Metazoa; Chordata; Actinopteri; Perciformes; Nototheniidae.
AGAAGAAGAAGAAGAAGAAGAAGAAGAGGAAGAAGAGGCGACUGAGUCCUGCAGAGAUUCACCCGGAGAUUGAGGCUCCGCGGCGGGCAGCCUGCAGGUCCGCGCCGGGCUCCGGAGGAUGAGCGUCUGAUGUCUGCAGGAUGUCUGCAGGAUGAGCGAGCCGUCCCCUGACCUCUGGGACCCCGGGAGACCUGAAGCCCUGCACAGAGUCCUGCAGGACGUCAAGUCUCCGUGCCUUCAGUCAGUGCUGCAGGGCAAAGAGCCCGAGGAGGAAGAGCCCGAGCUUAAGAGGAGGAAGAUAGACCUCAUCUUCAAGGACGUCCUGAAGCUGAAGGAGGAGGAGGAGGAGGAGGAGGAGGAGGAGGAGGAGGAGCAGUGUGGAGGGAAACACCUCCUUCAGAUCAAGAAGAUUCAGGAGGAAGAGGAGGGGCCGUCCACCUCCAGCUGCUCCAGCUGUGUGAAACUGAGGAAGAGGAUCGUGGAGCUGGAGGAAGAGCUGUCCCAACUCAGAGGAGGGCGGGGGGGCGUUCCAACAUCCUCCACUCAGGAGCCCCCCCACCCCGAGCAGGGCCCCGUAGAGGACUCUACAGGGAUGGAGCGCUCAACGCCCCCUCAGGUGCUGGAUGAAGACGACCCAGACGUGGACUCGGCUGACGACUCGGUCGCGGUGGAUCUUGUGAUUUCCCCCGAGGAUUCGCUGAAGCUUUCCUCGGGGGGAAGCCGUCGGAUCCGCCGCUUCAAACAGGAGUGGCUGAAGAAGUUCUGGUUCCUCCGCUACUCGCCGACCCUCAACGAGAUGUGGUGCCACGUCUGCCGGCAGUACACCGUGCCGUCGUCCCGGACCUCCGCCUUCAUCGUGGGCUCCAAGCAGUUCAAGAUCCACACCAUCAAGCUGCACAGCCAGAGCAACCUGCAUAAGAAGUGCCUGCAGCUGUACAAGCUGCGCAUGCACCCCGAGAAGACGGAGGAGAUGUGCCGGAACAUGACGCUGCUCUUCAAUGCCGCUUAUCACCUGGCCGUGGAGGGCCGGCCCUUCUCAGACCUACGGCCGCUGGCAGAGCUGCUGAAGAGGUGCGAGCUCAAGGUGGUGGAUCAGUACCUGAACGACGGAGACUGUCAGAUCCUCCUGCACCACAUUGCCCGCGCGCUGAAGGAAGACCUGGCCGAGAAGAUGCGCCUGUCUCCUUUCUUGAGCGUCAUCAUGGACGCCCAGAACGACGACCUGUUCUCGGACAUGGUGGCCGUCUACGUGCAGUUCAUCUCCUACGAGGGCUCCCCGAACACGGAGUUCCUGUCCUUGCAGAGACUUGGAAUGCCCAGUGUGGACGGGUACCUGCAGGCGCUGGACCGAGCCUUUGGCGUGCUCGGCCUCAGGUUCCAGGACCUGCUGGUGGUCGGCCUCGGGGUGGACGGCACCAACAUCUCGGCAGGAACGAGAGCCAGCCUCUAUGUGGCGGUGCAGAAGACCUUCCCCUGGAUCCUGUGCCUUCCCAUCAUGAUCCACCGGCCCCACCUGGAGGUUCUGGACGCUAUCAGUGGGAAGGAGCUCUCCUGCCUGGAGGACCUGGAAACCAACCUGAAGCAGCUCCUCAGCUUCUACCGAUACUCCCCCCGCAUGAUGGCUGAGCUGCGGUCCACCGCUCCAACUCUGUCGGAGGAGACGGAGUUCCUGGGAGACAUCAGAGCCAUUCGGUGGAUCAUCGGAGAACCCAACGUCCUGAACGCGCUCAUCAAAGACUACCUGGAGGUGGUUGCGCACCUGAAGGAGAUCAGCAGCCAGACGCAGAGGGCCGACGCCGCCGCCAUCGCCCUCAGCCUGCUCCAGUUCCUCCUGGACUACCAGUCAGUGAAGCUCAUCUACUUCCUCCUGGACAUCAUCGCCGUCCUCUCGCGGUUGGCCUUCACCUUCCAGGGGGAAAACCACUUCCUGGUGUCGCAGGUGGAGGCCAAGAUCGAGGACGCCAUCCUGGAGAUCGGCCAGCUGGUGGACUUCCCCGGAGAGUACCUGCAGGAGUUUGAAGAGAACUUCCGGGAGAGUUUCAACGGUGUCGCUCUGAAGAACCUGCGCGUCGCCGAGUCCAAGUUCCAGUCGAUCCGGGAGAAGAUCUGCAACCGGAGCCAGGGCAUCCUGUCCCAGAGGCUGGACCUGCACAGCCGCCCCUUUGCAAAGGCCUGCAGGGUUCUGGAUCUGAACACCUGGCCGCACAGCCGCGAGGACCUGCAGGCGUACGGGGAGGAGGAGAUCCAGGUGAUACUAGAACACAUGGAGUCCCUCCCCUGCAGAGGUGUGGAGGCACGGGGCAACCUGUUGGGCGAGUGGAAGGACCUGAAAGCAGACUACUUCAGCAUGAACGGCUUCAAGGAGGUUCUGGUUCACGUCUGCAGGUACAGGCAACGCUUCCCUCUCCUGAACCGGGUCCUGCAGGCGGUCCGGGUGCUGCCCGGCUCCACUUCCUGCUGCGAUAAAGGCCGGGCGUCUCUGCAGAAAAUGUGCAAGAACAACCGGUCGCGGCUGAGUCUGGAGCAGAUGAACGACCUGCUGACGGUGGCCGUUAACGGGCCGCCCAUCGCACACUUCGACGGGAAGCGAGCGCUGGACAGCUGGUUCGAGGAGAAGUCCGGCAGCAGCCGCUCUCUGUCGGCCGAGGUGUUGAGCAGGAGGUCCGCCGCGGAGCAGAAGAGCGUCCUGCACAGCGUGGACGUCAACACGGAGUUUUACCCCGACGUCUAACGGUCCGUCUGCAGAUCAGAGAGGCCGGUUGUUAACCCGGAGUUCAGACCCCAAAGAUGUAUGAUAGGAAUGUACAGUAGGGUCUCCAGCUCAUAGAAGCUGCUGGAUGCUAAGUUAGCACAGUUAGCAUAAGUCGCAUUACUUGGCGCAGGGGGGUCCAACCUACCUUGGGCCAUUUUGAAACGGCCCUCGGGUAAUUCAAAUAGUAUAAUGAAGUAUGGCCCACAAAUUAAACUUGUGCUUGUCAUAUAUUGUACUAAUUAAAUAAAUAUGUAGAAAUAUA